Lutra lutra (Eurasian river otter) is the source of this 1080-nucleotide messenger RNA. It is a transcript of the gene S100A14, whose product is annotated as S100 calcium binding protein A14. Gene Ontology annotation, biological process: response to lipopolysaccharide; positive regulation of monocyte chemotaxis; toll-like receptor 4 signaling pathway. The record is from RefSeq and is a predicted model, not a curated record. Gene Ontology annotation, molecular function: chemokine receptor binding. Bases 189 to 503 code for a protein of 104 amino acids. Gene Ontology annotation, cellular component: perinuclear region of cytoplasm. The transcript is spliced from 4 exons. Lineage: Eukaryota; Metazoa; Chordata; Mammalia; Carnivora; Mustelidae.
GGGCGGCUCGGGGAGGAGGCCCCGCCCCCGCGUCCCGCCUUGCCCUCAGGUAUAAGAGCUGAGCUCAGGUGCACGGACUCCUAGCGUCUGUCCCAACGGCUCCCAGCAGGCAGAUCAUGAGCCAUCGGCUUCCCGGGCGCCAGCCAUAGGACGACACAGCUCUUGCUAGGACAAGCACACCGGGCACCAUGGGACAGUGUCGGUCAGCCAGUGCUGAGGAUGCGCAGGAAUUCAGCGACGUGGAGAGGGCCAUCGAGACCCUCAUCAAGAACUUCCACCAGUAUUCUGUGGAGGGUGGGAAGGAGACGCUGACCCCCUCUGAACUUCAGGACCUGGUCACACAGCAGCUGCCCCACCUCAUGCCGAGCAACUGUGGGCUGGAAGAGAAAAUCGCCAACUUGGGCAGCUGUAACGACUCUAAACUAGAGUUUGGGAGUUUCUGGGAGCUGAUUGGAGAAGCAGCCAGGAGUGUGAAGCUGGAAAGUCCUGUCCGGGGCAGCUGAGAACCUUUCCCUGGAAGUCUUGGCGGGGGGGGGGGGGGGGGGGGGGGGGGGGGAUGUUGGGGCCUAGAAAUAAAAUUCCUCUCUACCACCAGUAUGUGAUUCCCCGGUCUGCACCUGCUUCACCCCUGCAGGGCUCGAGUCCUUGGUGACCCUUCCCAGGGCUCUCCAACAUUGCCAGAGGGAGGCUGGGGGUGGGGGAGCAGGGAUGGAUGUGGUGAGUGCUGGAGGGAUAAGGAUGGUGUAAGGGCCAGGUACUUUGGUUGGGGGGAAGGGCAGAGAGGAGGUGGACUACUGGAAAUGAUUUGAAGAAGGGGGCUGGGAAUGGGGCAGGAUAUUUGGUGCUAAAAAUGGUCUCUGGGAACCUACCCUUCCUAAUCCCCACCCCAAAUGGUAGUGUGUCCAGGGCUCCACCUUCCCGCCUCCAGCUCUGGCCCAGCCUCCUCCCUGGCCUCUUUCCUUGGGCGAGGGUCAGGGAAGAGAGCAGGGGAGAGAGAGGACCAAUUGGGUGCUUGGGCAUUUAAAGAAUGAUGGUUGUUUUGUAUCAUUUGAUUAAUAAAAAAAUGGAAAAAAAGUGAAA